Messenger RNA from Pocillopora verrucosa, 2131 nucleotides. Its product is annotated as allatostatin-A receptor-like. Gene Ontology annotation, biological process: G protein-coupled receptor signaling pathway. Gene Ontology annotation, cellular component: membrane. Gene Ontology annotation, molecular function: G protein-coupled receptor activity. The record is from RefSeq and is a predicted model, not a curated record. NCBI's taxonomy places the organism in Eukaryota, Metazoa, Cnidaria, Anthozoa, Scleractinia, Pocilloporidae.
GGUGUUUAAAUGUUGCUAGAAAUAAUACAAAAGUAAAACUUUUGCAUGACGAUCAAGAGUCGACCGAGAGAUUUCUUCGGCAUUAUCGCCUUUUGGUACAAGCUCAAGGCUUAAAUUAGUUUUAGAACAGAGAGGUUCAUUACAUGUACAACUGAGAGAAACAUUAUGGACGAUAACACCACGUGUCCUCCAACAGCGACCGUCCCUUCCACAGCACCGCCUCCAAAGAGCCAGGACACCACUCUGAACGUGAUUUUCUGGGUUAUCGCUGUUGUUUCCUUUACUUCCAAUUCGUUAUUUUGCAUUGUGCUUCUUAGAAAACGGUCCAUGCUACGGAAGGCCCAUAAUAUUCUACUGUUCAGUUUAGCAGUCGUAGACAUGCUAACUGGAGUGUUCCUCGUGGCUACUCCCGGAUAUGCCAUAUCCAAGUCUGACUACCCAGUCCCUCUCGGACUACGCGGUGAGAUUUUUUGCCGCCUGCUCGCCAACAGAUAUCUGCUGUUCGCAAUGGGAAAAGUUUCCAUACUUCUUGUGGCCUAUCUGGCUGUUGAACGAUGGUAUUGCGUGUUCAGGCCAAUCAGAUACAGGAAUCAGUUUAACAGAAAACGUAUCAUCAUAUCUGUUUUUAUCAUGUUUAUUGUGACGUGUGUUCUUUCCAUGAAUAAGCUUUUUGAAACAUGUCUCGUAGGUAAUAAGUGUGUUUCGAAGAAAGCCCCUUACGGCAAGUACGGCACUCGAGCCUUUAUUAUCACUUACAGUUUUGUGGCAUUUUACAUUCCUUGUUUGUUGACAUGGCUCACAUUUGCCCAUAUUAUGAUAAAUCUCCCAUCAUCCCCUGGGGAAAGCGUAGAAAAUGUGAACAAACGAAGACGACAGAGAUUGCUUCUGCGCAUGUGUGCCUUAACAGCGGCCGCUUUGACAAUCUGUGUUUUCCCCUCACAAACCAUUUACGUUCUCAGUCCUUUCGGGAUCACUAAAAUUGGUAGUCCUGUACAUAAAGGGUUUAAUAUUCUUGUGUUUAUCAACUCUUGCGUGAAUCCGUUUAUCUAUUGUUUUACAAACAAAGAAUACAGGAAGGAGUUUAAAAGGCUCUUGGGGUGUAACAAAGGUUAUCAGGUAUCUCCAGAGACCGAGAUGGGACCAAAUCAUACUCAAGCAACUACGGCAAUGAAUUGAUAACAUUAACUGGUAAAAUCAAAGAGAGACAUAAAAUGGGUAAAAACGGGCUUAUCCUACUUUGACAUAGAACAUAAAAACGCAGUGAAGAAACAAAAUUGUUUUGGUGGGCUCAUGAUCAGCGGAGAUAAUUGAGAAAAUUUUUCCGUGACAACCGCUGUUCCCACGCAUCUUCACCGACUUAAAGGUCUGGAACGGGCUGGAGACAGUAUUGUAUAAUAAAAUUUAGCGUCAUGAUCUAAAUCCACUGCACGAAAACCUUGUUGUUCUUGCAUCAAGACCAAUUGUUUUACCAAGUGCAAAAAGACACGAGCUUAGUGUUAAUAACUAUUAAUGGCGUAUAUUUAUGAUCUCAUAGCAUGUUUUCUUGACUUUGUAUAGAAACAUUUAAAACCAAGAUAUCUUUUCACGUAAUCUUUCUAAGUAUACAUUAGAACUUGAAUUCAUAUAUCUAAAAAUGUGACCUCUAAAGGUGUAGCACAUAGCCACAUCGACAACUUUGCGCAUACCUAGCGGUAUGCUACCUUUUUCAGGAAAAAGUAAAUAACAUUUGCUUGUUUCAAAAGUUGUAACUGACUACCUGCAACUUUUCUUAUUACGCAUGCACUUGGUGUAAUAUGGUAGAAUAAACCUCAAUGCUGCAACAAGGAAUUUGAGGUCAGUAGUGGAAAUUGUAUGUGAAGCUUCUAUAAAUCUGAGAGAUUGCCACAUUUACAGAUUUAUUUUAGGACAAUCAGAGAUUCAAUUUUUUUUUAGUUGUGUAAAAAAAGGGUAAAUAUGGAGAUAAAAGACAAGAAAACGAAAAGAAAAUUCAGUGCCCAAACUUAGAGACAUUCCUUGAUCUACAAAAAAAUAAUGCAUGGAGGUACUAUGAGGUAAAAACACUCAAAGGCUUUAUAAGGUUUACGUUUACGCACUUUAAUGUUCUACUGAUUAGUAAGCUUAAAAAUUAGAA